AUGCCCCGCUCUCUCCGCCGCGACAGCGCCGCUGACCAUAGAGCUUUGGCGAACAGCCCAUUCCGACUCGAGAUGCCUUCCAUCACACCCGCACAGCUAGCGUUUUCAGCCUUGCAAUUUCUGCCAGUGCCUGUAUUAGUGCUGGACAACUGGAAGACCGUUGUGCUGGCCAACGAGGCCAUGGGGAAGCUAUUGGGUCUCAUAUCUGAGUCUGACGAGAGCGAUGCCGACGAGGCAUCCAAUGCCACGGAGCAAAUCUACGGGCACACGCUUUCUCAGGUGGGAAUCGACCUGGUCCAGGAUGGAAAGCCGAUAUGGGUUUCCUGGGAACCCUUUCUGGACACGAUUGCCGAGGAGAUGAGCUCGCCGCAUGCUCAAACGGGCAGCGGCGGAGUGGACUCCAAGAUUCGCCCUGGCCAAGGCGAUGCGACGCCUACUACGGAAGGGUUGAGGAUCAAAAGACGGCCCAGCCAGUCUCAACAACAGACGGUCGUUGAAGUCAUUGUGUCACGAAACGAUCUCGGCCAGUCAAUCCUUCACUCCUCCCGGCGCGCAAGCAGCCAGGAUCCUGAGAGCCAGACGUAUGCGAAGAUGAUCGUGAGUGUGUGGGAGGUCGCCGGUCAUCAGACGUACUUCGCCCUCACAUUCACCAACACCGAGUCGUCCUCAAACGUGAGCACAAGAACAAGGGCAGUGGCUCGGCCGAGCGCUCUUGAAUCGGCCGAAAAGAAGAAGAUGAGGUCUUCCUCCUCCAAUACUCCCUCGGUUUCGUCCAGCCACUCGGCCAGUUCGCCAUCUUUACGAAUCAGUCCGAACGCCGUCUCCCUGUCCUCAGGCCCCUUCCCGCCGAUGGGCCCCCCUUUCAACUCCGUGCAAAGUGCGCCAUCUCUUCUCCAGAAAACACUCAUCAUCAAGGACGCCCUUCUCGAUACCACGGAAACUCCCAUCAUGGCGAUGUGGAAGGAUGGUACGAUAGCAUAUCCAAACGCGGCUGCCCGGAGAUUGAUGACCAAGGGGGCUCAAUCCACUUAUUCAGCUGAGGGUAUGGAUAUACUAUCGAGUUGGAUUGUGUACACCGAAGACUUUAGCAGGCCUCUCGAGCAUGACGAAUACCCCAUUGCUAUUUUGCUAAGGACCCAGACACCCUUUUCUGGAAUGCGGAUUGGCCUGCUCGACACGGAUGGCAAGAAGAUCGUGCUAGACAUAUUGGCCGAGGCGAUUCGUGACGAUGAAACGGGCGAGUUUCUGGCAGGGAUCAUUACGUGCCGAGAUGUGACCAAAAUGGCCAAGGAGAUUGACCAGCUGAAGGCGAGGGAUGCGGAGAGGUUCAAAACCAUUUGCGAUAUCAUUCCUCAGCUCGUCUGGACGACUGAUCCAUGGGGCAGUCUCGACUUUUUUAACACACGAUGGUUUGAAUUCACGGGCAUGAGUCUCGAUGAGUCUUUGGGGCCGAUGAAGUGGACGCAGGCCCUGCACCCGGACGACACGCCUGCAACCGCGAAGAAGUGGGAGCACAGCAUGCGCACCGGAGAACCGUACAGCGCGGAGUACCGUCUUCGAACCAAGAAGGGCGAGUGGCGGUGGAUGCUGGGCAGGGCUAUGCCUCUGCUGAGCCCCGAAACUGGGAAGAUUGAGAAAUGGUUUGGCACGUGUACCGACGUGCAUGACAGCAUCGAGUCGAAACUCGCUGCGAGGAGAACCCGCCAGCAGCUCCUCAGCGUCAUCGCUCACGCCCAUGUCACCAUCUUCGCUGUGGACCUGGACCGCAAAAUUACCAUGCUGGAAGGAGCGCUGAUCGAGCACGCGAGUGCGAACCUGGGCUCCCCGCCUGGCUGGUGCAUAGGAGGAAACGUGGAUGAGGUUUUCAACCGUCUGCAUCCCGAGCUGCCUGUUGGUCAGCGCCCUGAUUUCCUCUCGGCCGUCGACGCGAUCUUUGAGCAGAGGGCCGGCGAUGUUCUGGUUGAGCACAGUAUAGAUGACCGGCACUUUCGGACAAGAUUCUUACCACUAGCUAUUAAGCAGAAGGACACAGGAUCAAAACCAGAGGGGCGAGGCGAUAGUAUACCAGGCAAUGACAUAGAGGGUGCAAUCGGCAUCAUAAUGGAUGUGACCGAGCUGAAGGCGAAAGAGGCUGUCCUCGAGGCCCAAGCCAAGGAGAAGCAACAGCUACUGGCAAAUGAGGCGGCUGCUAAGGAGGCCAGCAGACUGAAGAGCCAAUUCCUGGCCAAUAUGUCUCAUGAGAUCCGAACGCCUAUAACUGGCGUCAUUGGUAUGGCGGAGCUGCUGUUAGACGUUGACCUCAAUGACGAGCAGCGAGACUAUGCAGAAAACAUCUUCCGGUCAGCCAACGCCUUGUUGACGGUCAUCAACGAUAUUCUUGACUUCUCGAAGGUCGAAUCUGGGCGGAUGGAUAUUGAGGAAGUCCAGUUCCGCGUGUCUGUCAUAGUGCGAGACGUGCAUAAAAUGCUCAGUUUUGCUGCCCAGCGGAAAAAUCUCGAGAUCAUUGCGGACAUCGCACCCGACAUUGCCGAGGAUCUUGUGAUCCUUGGUGACCCAGGCCGGGUGAGACAGAUUAUCACGAACCUGCUUACCAACAGCAUCAAGUUCACGCAUCAGGGCUUUGUCAAGCUGUCACUCACCAAGGAGCGAGAGACGGACGACAUGGUCGAGAUUCGAUUCGUUGUGCAGGAUACCGGCAUCGGUAUGGAUGAGGAGAUUCGCAAGAGACUUUUCCAGCCGUUCAGCCAAGGUGAUGCGUCAACGGCAAGGAAGUUCGGCGGAACAGGCCUGGGACUGACUAUCUGCAAGAGUCUUCUUGAGCUGAUGCACGGCCACAUGACCCUAGAGUCGGUGCCCAACCAGGGGACUACAGCCUCCUUCUGGGUGCCGUUUAACAAACCUCAUGGGACACAACCGUCGAACCUGGUCAAGAUCCAGCCAUUGCCAGAUCGGCUCCAGUCCGAAAUGAGCGUCUCCUGCAACAGCUCCGACUUUGAAGUCCUUGGGACACCGCCCAGUGGAGAGUUUGCGGGGGGUCCGGCGGAGAAGAGCAGGCUGCCUACCAAGCUGAAGGCUUCGAUUGUCGCUGCUGAGGAUGGCCUCUCCAAGGAUGAGCGCUCCAAGAUCCACGUGCUGGUCGUCGAGGACAACGCCAUCAAUCAGCAGAUCGCCACCAAGACGAUCCAGAAGUUGGGAUUUAGCGUCGCGGCAGUCUGGAAUGGACGCGAGGCGCUGGAAUACCUGGCCGAGGCGCAGAAUGGGCAGAAAAUAAAGCCCAGCAUCAUUCUUAUGGAUGUGCAGAUGCCCAUCUGUGAUGGCUACAAGGCCACGCAUCUGAUACGCCACCACGCUCCCUACAAAUCUUACAUACGGGACGUUCCCAUCGUGGCCAUGACGGCAUCAGCCAUCCAGGGCGAUCAGGAGAAGUGCAGGAGAGCGGGUAUGGAUGAUUACCUCGCGAAACCGGUGAGGUCGAAGACGCUGGAGCAGAUGCUCGUGCGGUGGUCUGUCGACAAACGAACACUACCUACGCCUCCACCUUUAUCGUCCCAUGCCUCCAUUUGCUCGGAGCAGAGCGAUAACUGUAUGAGUGCGGGAAUCCCAGCCGUCGGGCUCGACGAGGUCGAUGGAGACGCGGCCGUGCCGGAGGCGCUACAGGCAGAGGCAGAUCCCGAGGAGAGGCGCAAUAGUCCUCUCACACCGAGGCCCAAGCUCUUGACGGCAACCUCCUUCUUCUCGGCGGCGGCCGUGGAUGUUCCUCAGCAGCAGCAGCAACCACCGAUGGGGCUGUCGCCACCACGCAAGCCGGACCUGCAGAUGCGACGUGUCGAGACGGACGAGCUCGCGCAGCAAAGCCGGGAUGACAAGAUGAUCGACGCAGCGGGGGGUCCUGCGGUAGUGCCUCUAGUGCAUACGCCAAUGAUAGACAAGGGGAAUCCUCUGACCGAGGCCAAUGUGCAAAAGUUUCAGCAGGAAGAGUUUAACAGGAGAAUGUCCUAA
Cryphonectria parasitica EP155 is the source of this 3999-nucleotide messenger RNA. RefSeq lists its product as uncharacterized. Gene Ontology annotation, biological process: phosphorylation; phosphorelay signal transduction system. The record is from RefSeq and is a predicted model, not a curated record. Bases 1 to 3999 code for a protein of 1332 amino acids. Lineage: Eukaryota; Fungi; Ascomycota; Sordariomycetes; Diaporthales; Cryphonectriaceae. Gene Ontology annotation, molecular function: phosphorelay sensor kinase activity; protein binding. The transcript is spliced from 6 exons.